AUCUGGAUGCAGUCGAUUAAUUCUAAAUAGAUGGCUCGACGACCACCUCCGAUACCCAAAACGCAUGAGCGUACACCUGGACCGGUGGGCAAAGACACAAAGGCCAAUAAUGAUAAGUUUUUGCAGGAUGUGUAUAUAACCACGAAUAAAUAUCGACAGAUGCAUGGUUGUCCAGAGUUAAAGGUCAACGAUGCUAUCAGCAGACACGCCCAGGAAUGGGCUAAUUAUUUGCGGGAUAAGAACAUAAUGCAGCAUCGACCGAAACCCAAAUAUGGUGAGAAUAUAUUUCUAUCUGGCGGCAUGGAUGUAACUGGAGAUCUGCCAGUGGAUAUGUGGUAUCGGGAGAUCAAUGCCUUUAAUUUCGAUAAACCGGACUUUACGCCGACCUCGGGACACUUUACGCAACUCAUUUGGAAAUCCUGCACGGAAAUGGGCGCCGGUGUAGCACGCAGGGCGGACCGUACUUGGGUUGUUUGUAAUUAUAAUCCCCCUGGCAAUGUUGUUGGACUAUUUAGGGAAAAUGUGCCAAGAAAAUUAUGAAAUUAAUAUGUUGUAACCAUCCAACAAAGCUGUAAUACAGGUCCAGAAACUAUAU
Messenger RNA from Drosophila innubila, 595 nucleotides. RefSeq names its product Golgi-associated plant pathogenesis-related protein 1. The record is from RefSeq and is a predicted model, not a curated record. Lineage: Eukaryota; Metazoa; Arthropoda; Insecta; Diptera; Drosophilidae. Bases 31 to 540 code for a protein of 169 amino acids. The transcript is spliced from 3 exons.